Messenger RNA from Owenia fusiformis, 663 nucleotides. The record is from the annotation of a GenBank genome assembly. Lineage: Eukaryota; Metazoa; Annelida; Polychaeta; Sabellida; Oweniidae.
GGUUAAAUCAAUAAACAUGUUGGUUGGUUUAAACUUCACUCACAGAACAAUCUGAGACUCAAGUACAACUACAAGACCAGAGAUCAGAGAGAAGCAUGAUGUACAUUUUCCUGAGUUUAGCUGCUGGCUUGGUACUUUUACCUUACAUCAAUCCGCAAUGCUGUCAAGUGGAGUGCAUUGGUGAAUUUUUGGUUUCUGGGCCAAAUGGUGUUCUAGACUCUGCGUUGACUGCAUCAAGUGAAUUUGACAGUUUGCACGGGCCGGACAGAGCAAGACUUGGCACACAGGAAGAACUACCAGGGAUUGGGUCCGGGUCUUGGAGUCCUGCUGUGUUAAAUACUGACCAGUGGAUUCAGGUAGACUUUGGUUCUGUGAAGAGGGUUAGUGGUGUCGUAACACAAGGGCGGAAUGCCGGCCCUCAGAAUCAGAGCACUACAGAAUACAGAGUCCUCUAUAGAGAGAAUAUUGAACCAUUCAGAGCUGUAACAAAGAACGGAAAUGAGAUGUUUCAAGGAAACGAUGAUUUGGUGACACCGGUUAUCAACAUGUUCAAAAGUGUGAUGGCUAGAUUUGUACGCAUCAACCCAACAGCUUGGGAAGACUAUAUCGCAUUGAGAUUUGAUGUCAUAGGCUGUGAAAUAUAAUAGAAGAAGCAGUUACCUU